AGAUGACGUGCAGAAGAUUUCGAAUGCCUUUCUUCUGAAACGAUCUUUCUAUUGAGGGAUACAACAAAGUCACAGUCCAAUCUGAGCAGACGUUUGUGAAGCAAUAUCUCAGCUCGAGGGUAUUCCUGAACCGGAAUACGUGCGGCGACGAGCAAGGCGCUGCCUCUGUGUGGAAACCCUCGGAUACUCAGUCCUCUCGUGGGUCGCUCCGUGUCGAGAGCCAGAGACGCGGAAUGUCCGAAUAUCCAUCGUCGGCGGGAAGUGGGCAGUCGUGGAUGCCAUCCCAUGCAGGGGGCGCAAAUCCAGCACAGAGUCAUCACCAGCACAGAGGCCAGCAACAGACCGUCAAUGCGCCGUUCCAAUGCGGAAUCUGUUACGACUACCUCAGCAGUAGCGUUGAUGACCUCGACGAGCACAUAUUGAAGCAUAAGAGGGAGCUGGCUGAUCGACUAGAAGUCCAGCAACAGCCCACCUGUGAGAGCCAAGACGUGGCAUACAUAUCCCAAAAUCAUCAACAAUUGGUCUAUUACGAAGGUCCGCCCCAUGCCGGGGUGCAAGGCCAGGCCUUCGAAUAUACGACACAGUCCGGCAGUAAUUUCCAGCAAGCACCUCAAUACCGAGAGCGUGCACACGAUUACAAGUCUGCGGAGAAGUACUAUCACCAUCAUCCCGCACUCCUUCACCAUCAGGCGUCUUCUCCCUUGACGAGCUUGUACGCUACCGACAAUCUCAAUCGGCUUCCAACCGACUCGAGCUCCAUGCAGCAGGACGAUUUUUCGCAAGUUCCCAUGAAACGAGGUCGGUUCGAUUCACAUGCUUACGAGAGGGACGAGCAUCAACAGCAUCACGCGGGAAGACCAGACCUCAACGAAGAAAACACGGCCGAUGCAGAACCUCCGGCAGAUUCUAUGAGAGGAGACCUCGAGAACGGACCGGUUUCCUUCGCGAGUGCAGAGUCGGCUAACUCUAUCUCGUACCAUGCUCAACAAACGAGCAAGCAAGAAAAUGCGUCGCCGACUGAGACGGACAAUGGCGAGGAACAUCCGAGCGCGAAUUUCGGUGGCGAGGAUGCGAACUCUCUCCAGGACCUCACAACUGCGGACGCUCCUCGAGAAGAUGAGAAUGAUGCCAGGAACUCGAACGCUCAGACUUCGAAGGAGUCGAAUGUCAACGAUUUUGAGUCGGAUUUGAGCUCGACGGUCGAGGGCUCUUCAAAAGUGGUCGAAGCGCCUUCUGACCCGGACGCACGUACUGACAAUGAGACGAUGAAGGGAGAUGCUUCGGUGAAAAGCGGUGACUUCGGUGUCGGACACGCCGAGCGAAUCCCUAGAACUAGGAGAUCGGCUCGCAUGCACACAGGUCGCAGGUAGUUCGCCCUACAGAAAAAAAU
Galendromus occidentalis (western predatory mite) is the source of this 1390-nucleotide messenger RNA. RefSeq lists its product as uncharacterized. The record is from RefSeq and is a predicted model, not a curated record. Bases 234 to 1370 code for a protein of 378 amino acids. NCBI's taxonomy places the organism in Eukaryota, Metazoa, Arthropoda, Arachnida, Mesostigmata, Phytoseiidae. The transcript has 7 exons.